GAACGCUGCGCAGUUGUGAAAAUGAAAAGUCUACGUAUAUUUAGCAUUUUACACAUUGUGUCAUGACCUAGUAUGUACGCAUAAUAUAGCUUGAACGUACAGCGAAUAUGGAAGAAGGUAGAGAGGGCUCCUGAAAGCGUACUUUAUUAAAGAGGCAAGGUUUACUCGUUGAACUUGGGACAACGCAGUUCACUUGUUCCCUAAUGUACGAGACCUCGGUCGCUAACGCCUUUUCCUUUACCUGUAAUUUGUUUCGCACGAGCGAAGGGAACGUUCCGAGCCAACCAGCACGGGCCACAUUGCUAUCAGCCUUCGACCAAUCAGACGCCGCCGUACAUGGACGAGGAAUGCCUGACGCUUUCCAUCUGGACACCCUUCCUGUGCACGCGCGAAGAGUCGCUCAAGACGGUCCUGGUGGUCGUCUCGUCCGAAUGGUUCCAGAAAGGACACGUGUCCGACGACGAAAAUGCCUGCCGAGAGAUAGCUUCCGCAGAUGUCGUCGUGGUGGCGAUCAACUUCAGGCUCGGCGUAUUCGGCUUCCUGCGAACCCCUUGGGAAGACAUGCCGAGCAACGCCGGGUUCAGCGACCUCGUCAUGGCCCUGUCGUGGCUUCGCGCCAACGUCGCAGCCUUCCAUGGCGAUCCUACGACGAUGGUUGGCCUGGGCGUGGGCUCCGGUGGCAUGUUGCUUUCGCUGGACCUGCUGUCGCCGAAGUUUCAGAUGGCGGGAUUCUUCAAGCGACUCAUCUUGCACGGAUUGGUGGCUGGGUCUUUGCUUCCUCGAAACAGCGGCAUGGACAACGCCGAGAUGAUCGCGGCAAACCUAAAAGAAUGCGCACGCGUGUCGAAAACCGCCAGUGCGACCGCACUCGUGCAGUGCCUGAGGAAUGUCAACGCGUCGACGCUGCUGGAGGCUAGCGUGAAGAUGAAGCUGCCACUUCGCUUCGUUCCGAACCUGGACAACAACACCGAGUCGGGGCCUCCGUCUCUCGCGUCCGUCGCGCCAUGGAGCGCGAUGCCGUUGAGACCACUGAAAAACGUGAGCGUCCUGUGUGGUUACAGCAGGGAAGAAGGUCAAGCGCUGUUCGACGACGAGAUAGCCAAGUCCGAAGGUAUCUCCGAGAACAUGGAGCCCCGGCAUGUGAUCGGACGCCUCGCGCACUUCUUCACGACGCGGAACGCACCGAAGCUGUUCGACGAGUUGCCAGAGAGCGCCACGGAAUCGCUCAAAAGGAACGCUGGCAUCGUGGACUUUCUAGUCGACGCCAUCUACUACUGCCCCCUGGUGGAGAUGGCGUCGGCGAUCACCAAGGUGGGAGGCGUUGCCUUUGUGUACGGGAACGUGAAACGCCAAGCUUACAGACCGAUGAUGAACUUGAGCGACACCAUCGCUUUCGCGAAGAGCGGGAAAGUGCCUUGGUCAUCCUUCGGCGACACCAAGGCCGUUUACGUCGACAGCAGCACACACCACGACGUUUUCUUCAACUGGCGCUCCGAGGAAUGCAGUUGGGUGCAGGAGGUGUCGAGGCGCUUGCAAAUGCCCUAGCCCUAAAGCGCCCAAUACCACGAACUUUUGACUUAGAAGCAUCAAAAAAGAAACGUGACGUAGAGAUGCUGACGAUAUUAUCGCUUUUAUCGGACUCGUGAAACUUGCACGUGUGUCUUAGCGGCACGCAUACUUCUCGCGCUCUAUGACGGGAUGACAUUUGAGAUUGAGCUUUUGUGAAUCUAAACCAGGCGCAACAAUGUUGCUUCGCUCUAGCCGAAGCAACAUCGAGAAUCUACUGUGAACUCUCUAGUGCCUUCAAGAGUAGACACUGCGAUAUAGCUAUGAACUUCAGUGCUUUCGUGUGGUACAAGUGCCUGGACAGCUCCUAUACGAGCCACAACCGGAUUAGUUACUAUGUAUCUGUGCAUAUUAGAGAUAUUCCGUGCUUCUGUGUUUCUUACCUAUACAUUG
This is a messenger RNA of Dermacentor silvarum, 1959 nucleotides long. Its product is annotated as carboxylesterase 3A. NCBI's taxonomy places the organism in Eukaryota, Metazoa, Arthropoda, Arachnida, Ixodida, Ixodidae. The record is from RefSeq and is a predicted model, not a curated record. The transcript has 2 exons. Bases 337 to 1545 code for a protein of 402 amino acids.